Anopheles marshallii is the source of this 3714-nucleotide messenger RNA. RefSeq lists its product as uncharacterized. The transcript is spliced from 2 exons. The record is from RefSeq and is a predicted model, not a curated record. Gene Ontology annotation, biological process: proteolysis. Lineage: Eukaryota; Metazoa; Arthropoda; Insecta; Diptera; Culicidae. Gene Ontology annotation, molecular function: zinc ion binding; metallocarboxypeptidase activity. Bases 1 to 3714 code for a protein of 1237 amino acids.
AUGGUGGUGCUGAGGGUGCGUGACGUAUACGCGGUCAGCGGUAUAUACGUGAACAAUCACAAAAUAGACAAGUUCGAGACGGAUCGCGUUAAGCUGAUACGUCCAGCGGACACCAGCACCCGGGAACCGUCGCAUUACGUCAGCAAGCAGGGUUUGCUAACUAAAGACACUUUCACCAGCGCGCAGCAGUACUAUCAGUACCUCGUGGGUGAAGAUCCCGUCAACUACAUCGAUCUGCUGUGGGGCAAGAACAAAACCCAGCUCCCGUCGAUAUUUCGCGUCGGUGGUGUUUCCUCGGCCAAUUAUCAGUUAACGACCGCCGCACCACCAGCUACCGCCAGCAGUCCGACCAGACUCACCCUCAACUAUUCCGAUGAUCAAUCGCCAAUCAAAAACACGCUCAACAACACGAACCUUGCCUACUUGGGGGAUUACCAACGUCCACAAUCAGCACAGUCAGGUGUGGUCACCGCGUUGCCGGUUUCCACCGUCCGGUCACCAACAAACCCCACUCGAAGGCGACGCAGGAAGAGGCCAACUGCUGCACCGUCCGCCCAGCAGGUGUUGCUUCCAACGGCGCUCGGCGUACCAUUGCCGGAAGGCACCAAGGCUGUACUAACGCCCGAGACGCUAUCCCUGUUAAGCCGGUACUACUCCUUCAGCUGCACCCUGACACCUGUGCAACCGACGCCGUCGGCGUCUCCGACCUCGUCCACCGUUCUGCCACCGAGCAGCACGACGCGCCGCACGAAGACGCGCUACCUCACCACGGUAAAACCCACCGCCAAGCGACCAAAACCCAGCACCGGCCCGGGUGGCGUCAAACAAAAGAAGCCCGUCGUGUACGUGGACCCGCCGGUGAUAAAGCGCAUCGGUGGCGUGCUCGAGUCGGUGUACGCGUUUAUGGAGAAUGCCCUCACCAGCACCGAGUACGUGGAGGACUCCGGUGAGACACGUGCGGCGAAGAGCACCAACACGUCCAAGCGCGCCAAAGUCAAGCGGAACACCAAGUCGCCGCUCGGUGUGCAAGAGUACGGUGGCGACGCAUCCGGUGGGAUGGACGGGACGGCCACACACGCGGACACCGAGCAAACCUGGCUGCCGGUCGGGAAUGAAGAUGUGGCGAAACUUCCCAAACAAAUCACGCCCAAGCUGGUCACCAUUACCGGACUUCCCUCGACGCUCAGCACGGACGGGAACAAGAACAAAAUGACCACCAACAUACAGGUGACGAGCGAGUAUACGGCGGCGACCCCGCCGACCGUAACGCUCGGCAAACCACGGCCCGAUGACAGCGACGACUACGAGGACAGCAGCGAGGACGAAUCGGAAGAGGACUACUUCGACGGGUUCGGCGGUUUCGAAGAAGCGACCGACGAAGACGACGACGAUGAGGAUGAGGAGGAUGAGGAGGAUGAGGAGGAUGAGGUGUACGGUGUGGGUGGCGGUGGUCCGGUCCGGCCCAACCGUCAGACAGCGCUCACCAACGACAAGGAUUACGAGGACGUUGUCCCACCCGUGGAACGCCCGGUGCGCAUCAAGCGGGUGAAGAAGCGGCGCAGAAAGCAGCGCCCGGCGGCCAGCUACGAGGACACGGCCGAGUACAGCGACGAGGAGGGUUCCGAGGAGCCGGAAGACGAGUACGACGACCGGGAUGAGUCGAACGGGGAGGAGGACGACGAGGACGAGUCGGGCGAGUCGCCGGACGAUGCGGACGGCUUCUUCAGCCGGAUGUUCGCCACGUUCGGGCGGUUCGUGCGGUCGCUUGGUUUCGGGGCGGCGGCACGUGGCACACCGGACGACGACGAUGAUUAUUACGGUGGGAAUGCGCGCAGUACCACGCCGCGUGUGCUGGGUGUGCGUCGGCGUCCCACGCGCAGCACCGCGGCAGAUGCCUCGCCGAUGACACCCAGCCGGCUGGCAGUGCGCACCCCGGGACAAUGGUUUGGUAUGGCGGGAUCUUAUCUGUCGAACGACAUCGAGGAGGAGGCUGCCGUUGGGGAAGGCGUUCCACCGUCGGAAUUUCCCGCCGUUACUGCGCCGUCAACCGCCACCUCCGCCGGGUGGUUCGAUUUGAUGAUGCCUUGGGAGUUUUUCAAUCCCUGGACAUCGGGUGAAGCGUCCGCGGAUGACGAGGAGCUCACGGCCGCACCUGUUACGGCCGUACCGGAAGUGCCACCAACACCGCCAGUGUCCUCACCGGUGGCUGGAUGGUUGUCACAGCUGUUCGUUGCUAGUACGACAAAGCCUCCAGCGGCAACUGCUGCGUUGCCGAAGCCAGACCAACUGCUCUCGGCGUUGGCACAGUAUGUCGCACAAACUGCCACAACCGAGCGGCCUGCAGAGCAUCCACCCCGACCAGUACCCUACAGCAACUAUCAACUUUGGCGCAUCUUCGUCCACACCGAGGACCAGCUGGAGCGGCUGGAGGACUAUCGGCAGUCUCCGGACGGGGUGCGGCUGCAGUGGUGGAGCGCUCCCUCAGCAGUGCGCCCGACGGAUGUGCUGGUGCCACCCGGUGCACAGGGCGCCUCCUUGCGCGAGUUCCUGGAGGAGGAGGGACUGCGGUACGAGCCCACGAUACGCGAUGUGGGACAGGCGAUUGCGUACGAGAACCCACGCCCGACACGCCGCGAACAGAUGGAGAUGGAACUGCUGCACGGUCACCCACUCACCUGGUACCGGUACCAUCGGUAUGGCGAUAUCGUCAAGUUCGUGCACUACCUGCAGCGACGACAUCCCCGGCACGUGCAGCUGCUGCAUAUAGGCCGCUCGUACGAAGGGCGCCCCGUGACGGUGGUGCGCGUAUCACCCGGACCCCAGCGACCGAAACGGUCCAAGAAAAGGCCGGCAGUGUUUGUGGAAGCCGGCGCCCACGGUCACGAGUGGAUCGGGCCGGCCGUUGCCACGUGGCUGCUGAACCGGCUGCUGGAGAUGCCCGACAUGCCGCACGGGAACGGCACACCGUCCGCCGAUUUGAAGAUGAUGCAGUCGUACGACUGGUACGUGCUGCCGGUGCUGAACCCGGACGGGUACGAGUACAGCCACCGGCACGACCGGCUGUGGUCCAAGAAUCGCUCAAACCAAACACAACACCCGCCGGCCGGUGUGGGACAGGCACUCCUGUCAAGCGCGCUCAACUGGUGGAAUGCGCACAAACCGCAACUCGUCGAGGACAGCUGCUACGGCGUUGACCUGAACCGCAACUGGGCGUACCGGUGGCAGCAAGCAUCGGACCCGGUGUACCGCAAUCCGUGCAGUGACGGGUACGCCGGCACCGAACCGUUCUCCGAGCCGGAAUCUCGCGCGUUGCGCGACUUUCUCCUCACCAGACGGCGCAACGUUCGGCUCUACCUGUCACUGCAGGCGUACGGCCAGGUGUUGGCCUACCCCGACGUCGACAGCAUUACCACCGGCGACCGGGUGCGGUACGGGCCGGAAACGCUCGGCGACGUGCACGAGAUGGCGUCGGUCGGUUUGGAGGCGAUGCGCGGCGAGGCUGGCGAGUUUUUGUACCACCUCGAACCGGAAGCGGGCCCGCGGACGUACGGCACGGCGGCCGGUUAUGCGCGGCACGGUGCAGGUAUACGGUACAGCUACACCUUGCGCCUGCCGGAUACAGGGACGCACGGUUUGUUGCUUCCGCCCUCGGGCAUUGUGCCGAUCGGGCGCGAUCUGUACGAGCUGCUCAAAGGUAUGAUCGAGUAUAGUUAA